Messenger RNA from Owenia fusiformis, 1252 nucleotides. NCBI's taxonomy places the organism in Eukaryota, Metazoa, Annelida, Polychaeta, Sabellida, Oweniidae. The record is from the annotation of a GenBank genome assembly.
UGAGGAUGUACAAGUAUCAGAAAAGCGCAAACUAAGGUUUUAUAAACUUAAAAAGUGCAAUUAUUUACACACCUGGAAAGUGCAAUACCACACAUAAUGGAAACCAAGGAAGGAGACACAUAUUCUACGUACAAACAUAUAGAAUCUCCAACGCCAAACUCUGCAUAUGAUUUCGACUCAACACCAGAUCUGAGCCCGAUGGAUAAAAAACUUGCGGAACUUCAUCAUCAAAUUUUUAAACCAUUACCAGCUGUGAAUCCUCAUUUAGAAUUCAACAGUAAAAAUAAGUGUUAUUGUACAAUGACUACACCAAUCGCUAUACUAUGGACAUUAUUAUCUGUGAUGGUCGCGGGAACAUGUACAUUCAGUUUCAUGCAACCAUUUUGGGUAGUCCACCCUAAAACAUUCGACUCGCUUGGGAUGUAUACCUAUUGUGUACAAGAUAAGGAGUUUAUAAACGAGUCAGGGAUCACACAAACAUGUGGGAUUUAUGGCGGUGAUUAUUUCUCAUUUAGUAAGAUUCCAUCCAGCUCUUGGCAAGCGUCAAGUGUUCUUUACGGAGGGGGCUGCUUGUUCUUAUGCAUGGGGGCCUUGUUCGCAACAAUAAGCCUGUGCUUACCAAAUACUUGGAACAAAAAGCUAGCAAUAUUUAGUGGAUAUGUACAGUGUGUAGCAGUGCUAAUCAUGAUAGCAGGCCUUGUGGUUCAUCCAGUUGGUUUAGGAUCUCAAUUUGUGCAACAGCAUUGUCCUGGAUCAGGAAUGUACAAUGGCGGCCACUGUCAGCUCGGCUGGGCGUAUAUGCUAGGAAUAAUGGGCACAUCUUUAUCAAUGUUUUGCCCGUUUCUCUCUCAGUACAUUGACAUGAAAGUACACGAUUAUCACCAGUCAUUUGUGUGAAGGUCAUGUAUGUGUACAUUCAAGGUUGUGUAUGCUUACAUACAUGUACUUCCAUAAAGGCAAACGUAAUUCCAAUCAUAACGGGGAUAUCUGUGGCUCUACAUCGACUAGACUCUCAAAAACAUUUGCGACUUCCACCAUGAUGAGGACCGUUGAAUGUGUAUGAGCAUGAAGAGGAAAAGCAAUUCCAAUAUGCAUGUGAAUCUCAUUGAUCACACUCUCAGAACUUUGGAAAACAUUGUGAUCACCAUCAGCAUUUGGACAUUGUUCAUUGUGAAUGUAUCACAAUAAACAUGAAUGGAAAUUCCAAUACAAGUGUUCACAUAUACAAUAUGAGAUAAUUCCACAUUGAUGA